AUGGAACUCGUGCUGGUCUGUGUGCUGCUACGCUUCACGGUUCAGUGCGUGCGAGCGCAGCAAGACGGUACGGAUGUCACCGAAAAAGAGGGCGGUAGUGACAACGCCGGCGACGAAUUGGACUACCUCCAAUUGCUACGAAAUGCCCUAGCCGGUGGCUUCGCCAACAUGCCAGUCGCUCUGAGGAGAAAGCUCUUGAGUGCGGACAUCGCGCCCGAGUGCAACGCGGGCCUGCUACGUACCAUGCGGGCCUUUCAGAACAUGGAACCUUGGGCGCUAAGACUGCUCGACGCGUCCGGCAAGUUCCCGACAGGCCUGCUGCACGGUUCUCGCGUUGACCUGGGUGCAUUCGACGAAUGCCUCGAGACGGAGGUAUUCGACAGCUACGGUGACGUGAUCACUCGCGGCCAGUACUGCAACCUUCUCGUUUACAUUGAGAACUCCACGGCAGUGGAAGAAAAGAUCCACAACCUUUCAAGCAUCAUUCAUCCCAAGGUAAGAUGA
Molecule: messenger RNA, 504 nt
Organism: Rhipicephalus sanguineus (brown dog tick)
Lineage: Eukaryota; Metazoa; Arthropoda; Arachnida; Ixodida; Ixodidae
Exons: 2
Coding region: 1-504 (167 amino acids)
Source: RefSeq, a predicted model, not a curated record